AUGAAGGUUCUCAUUUGUUCACUUUUACUCAUCUGUGGAGCGAUUGCUUUCCGUACCCAAUCCACAGGUGUCAAGGGAAAAUUGGUAUGUGGAAGCAAGGCAGCGACUGGAGUGAAUUUGAAACUUUUCGAUGAAGAUAACGGGCCGGACCCAGAUGAUGUUUUGGAUCAGAAGACUACUGACAAUGAAGGCAAUUUCUUCUUGAGCGGAUCAUCGAUGGAAUUGACACCAAUCGAUCCGGAGCUCAGAAUUUUCCAUGAUUGCAACGACCAAGGAAGUCCAUGUCAACGUGAAUGGGUAAUCCGGAUACCAGCAAAAUACAUAACCAACGGACCAGAGGUUAAGGAAAUCAUGGACUUGGGAGUUUUGAACUUGGAAGUGAAAGGAGUAUUCAGAUGUGGAACGGAGUCGGCGAAAGGACCAGAUCCAGAUGAUGACUUAGGAAACGGAUUCACCGACGCGAAUGGAGCAUUCGAACUCUCAGGACACACUUCUGAACUCACUACCAUUGACCCACAUCUCAAGGUGUAUCACGAUUGUGACGAUGGAAUCAAUCCAUGCCAGAGACGCUGGAAGUUCGAGUUGCCGAACAACUACAUCUUCUCUGACUCCGAUGCUCCUAAGACUCUUGAUAUUGGAAUUUGGAAUUUGGAAGGAGUUCUGCCAGGAGAGAGCCGUGACUGCGACCAUUAA
Caenorhabditis briggsae is the source of this 693-nucleotide messenger RNA. RefSeq names its product Protein CBR-TTR-36 (gene Cbr-ttr-36). Gene Ontology annotation, cellular component: cell surface. The record is from RefSeq and is a predicted model, not a curated record. NCBI's taxonomy places the organism in Eukaryota, Metazoa, Nematoda, Chromadorea, Rhabditida, Rhabditidae. Bases 1 to 693 code for a protein of 230 amino acids. The transcript is spliced from 6 exons.